CCCCGCGUAGGCAUCGCGGUCCUCAUCUUCGGGCGCGCCAACCAAGUCCUGCUCGGCGAACGCAAAGGCAGCCACGGCGCCGGCACCUGGGCCCUGCCCGGGGGCCACCUGGAGCCCGGCGAGACGUGGGCGGCGUGCGCCGCCCGCGAGGUCCUCGAGGAAACCGGCCUCCCCGUCUCGCGGCUCCGCUUCCUGACGGCCACCAACGACGUGAUGGCGGCCGAGAACAAGCACUACAUCACCAUCUACAUGGGGUGCACGCCGGCGCGGCGCGAGGACUGCCGGGCCCCGCCGCCCGUCAUGGAGCCCGACAAGUGCCGCGAGUGGCGCUGGGUGGAGUGGGAGGAGGUCACGCGCUGGUAUCGGCUGCAGGAGGAGGCCGAAGCGCAGAAGCGUGCAACCCUCACUGCUGGAAAUCCCGCGGGGGCGUUGGCCCCCCGAGUUGAACACCCGCUGUUCUUGCCGCUGAUGAACCUCUUUCGGCAGCAGCAGUAUUGGUUGCCGUUGCAGGAGUAU
Aspergillus japonicus CBS 114.51 is the source of this 516-nucleotide messenger RNA. Its product is annotated as nucleotide triphosphate diphosphatase NUDT15. NCBI's taxonomy places the organism in Eukaryota, Fungi, Ascomycota, Eurotiomycetes, Eurotiales, Aspergillaceae. Gene Ontology annotation, biological process: dGTP catabolic process. The transcript has a single exon. Gene Ontology annotation, molecular function: 8-oxo-7,8-dihydrodeoxyguanosine triphosphate pyrophosphatase activity. The record is from RefSeq and is a predicted model, not a curated record. The annotation marks the transcript as partial. Gene Ontology annotation, cellular component: cytosol.